Messenger RNA from Metarhizium brunneum ARSEF 3297, 1032 nucleotides. RefSeq names its product Aspirochlorine biosynthesis protein N. Lineage: Eukaryota; Fungi; Ascomycota; Sordariomycetes; Hypocreales; Clavicipitaceae. The record is from RefSeq and is a predicted model, not a curated record. Gene Ontology annotation, molecular function: oxidoreductase activity.
AUGCUGUCGGUCACUACCCGCCUAUCCUCAACCAUCAGGAGUCGUCUAGUUUCUACGGGCGCAAUCACAAGGCGAGGCCAGGCUACCCUCGCAACUGAGCAGCCUCAAGCUACGGCGAAAAAUACAGCCCCGGGAUGGAUUAAGAACCAGCCCUUUGAGCAUGUUCCAUGGAAGAAGCCCAACGGGACGAAAGGAACUAUUCGUUUCCUCGGCGCAACCAAGGAUGGCAAGCCUGCCUUUCUCAACUUCAAAAAGGGCGAAGAACAUCAGACCAAUUUCGGACCCAGUCUCGAAAAGGUGGUUGACAUCACAGAUUUGCGCUACUUUGAGCCACGGACUACUCUUGGUGUGGAAGGCGUCGAAUGGGUUCACGCCCCGACGACACUGUCUGAAGACAAACUCCUCGCCCCAGAUAAGAACGACGUCGAGGCCUUUGUUCGGGGGCCUUACUUUGAUGAGUGUGCCCAGCUGGUAAAGGAGACGGCCGGAGCAGCCAAGGCAGUCGCGUACAACUUCCGCCAUCGCCGAAUCGAACUGACCACCAACCUCCAUGACCCAUACAACUUCUCGAGCAAGCCCCUUCCCAACUUCCACAUGGACAACGACGCGGAAACCGCCAAGGUGAACCUGCGCCGUGUUCUGGGCGAGCAAGAGGCCGCCCGCUGGCUCGGCAAGCGCUGGGGAAUCGUCAAUGUGUGGCGGCCUGUUGGCGACGUCGUGAGGCAGUGGCCGCUUGCGCUCGUCGACUCGCGGACCGUAGUAUAUGGCCGUGACACGGAACCCAUCUACACACUGAACAACUACAAGACGCACUUUACUGCUCUUCGGCCGCAAUCCCAUUUCAGCUUCUACUACGUGAGUAACUUGGCUCCGGAUGAAGCACUUCUCUUUGUGGACUUUGAUUCUGCGCAUGAGGGCAAGGACACUGUCGUGGGAAUGGCGCACGGUGCUUUUCAAGACCAUAAUGCCCCUGAGAAGAUUCCCAGGCGCCGGUCCAUCGAGGUGCGGUGCUUGGUGUUGUAUGACAAUUAG